AUUCGUCCGUGGACCAGGAUGUCACAAGGCGCUAAGUUUUAACCAUAAGUGUUAAAUGAUAUGACACAUUAUCUUCGGGCAAGGUUCUCGCCGUGGAUAACUUUUAAACACGAGGAGAGGAUUAAAGACGACUAGGCUGAUUUUUUUUUUACUCUGCCUGAAAAUCCCGCGAGAGGCUACCGGGACGGCCUUUGAACGCGAUGGUGUUUGUGUAAGGUUCAGCUAGCAUGCUAAGCUAAGUGCUAGCCCAGAGCUAAGUUGAUGUUGGAGCGAUUGAAAGCGAACUCCUGUGGACAUGGCAGCGGGAACGGGCGGAUCUUUGGAAGCCUCACUGGACAAGAGGUUCAGGGGUCUGACCAACACCAUGGACUCCAUCCAGGGACUGUCGGCGUGGUGCAUAGACAACAAGAAGUACCACAGCCUCAUUGUGCGCCAGUGGAUAAAGUGUUUGAAGAAAUCUAACCCCUCCCACAGACUGAACCUGCUGUACCUCGCCAACGACGUCAUUCAGAACUGCAAAAGGAAGAACGCCAUCAAUUACCGCACGGCGUUCGCUGAGGUGCUGCCAGACGCCUUCCAGCUGGUCAAACUUGACGGUGAACUCAAGACGAUUAAAUCUGUGGAGAGGAUUCUGUCCAUCUGGGAGGAGAGGGAUGUGUAUUCGGGGACGCUCGUUACUGAUCUCAGGAAUAUCCUGGCUAAAGAAGAGUCCCCUCCCGAGACACCCGUGGAGCAAAAAACUCCGCUUGAGUCUAAAGCUGAUCUGCAAUCCAAGGUUGUUGCUGAGUUUGUGCCUCAGGCUUUUCUAGACCAGCUCACCAAGUACAAGAGAUCCCUAGAAGAGGUUGACCUCAGAGAAAAACAGCUGGCCGCCAUGAGGGUCGACAUCUUCAGCUCCGACGCUCUCCGGAAGCUCAAAGAUAAAGCAGGAGGAAAGAAGUUCUCCAGAGACUUUGAGGAGGGAAGCGCUCAGCUGCAGGAGUUCGUCCGAUUUUUUGAGAAACAAAGCAGAGCGGGCCCUGCGCUGCUAGAGGCUCUUGGGAAUGCAGACAUCUUCUACGAGAUGCAGUACAAAGAGGUCAAGAUUGUCGCCAACGCCUACCAAACGUUCGCUAACCGGGUUUCCCACCUCAAGCGUAAGCUGGACGCCCUGAAGGCGACCUUACCAGAUCUGGACGAGUCCCCCAUCCCCUCGCCUACUGCAGACGCUCCCUCUCCGACGGGCUCAGAGUCUCCUUUCCACGGCCUGGAGCUGGCGCACCCUGAUCCAGACCUCGACGGCUCGGCUAUGGAUGACGACGCGGAGCCGCCGGCCCCGAGUCCUCUGUCCUCACCCGGAGCGUCCCCGAAACCAGCAGAGGUCAUCGGCGAGGACGACAACCGGGAAGUGGAGGACAUGGAGCUCUCUGAGGACGAAAUGGAAGGCGGCGGCAUCAUAGUUGCGCCGCAGAAUGACUCCGUCCCCCAGCCAGCGGCGUCCGCUCCAAUCCCUGCAAAGAGUGAGCCGUCGGUACCGACAGAGCCGCUUAUACCGCAGGUCAAACCACCUGCAGCUGUUUCUGCAGCCGUUCCCUCAGAGGUUCCUGCAAACGUUCCUGCAAACGUUCCUGCAAACGUUCCUGCAAACGUUCCUGCUGCCGUUCCUGGAUCCCUCCGCACAACUGUCCCUUCGGCCACUCCUCUGUUCAUUUCCUCGGCGGCUCUCGCAGAGGUUUCCACAAGCAUCCUUCCAUCUAUUCCUGCAUCUGCUCCUGCAGCUCCUCCUGCAGCUCCCCUUGCAGCUCUUCCUGCAGCUCUUCCUGCAGGUCUUUCUGCAGCUGCCUUGGAAAGUGUUGAUAUGGGUAAAAUUGGCUCCAUCCUCAACAGCUUGAGUCCAGUCAUAAAGACUACAGCAGCAGUAGAAGAUCGUCCCGCAGCUCCGCCGAUGAUGCCCAAACCCACCGCCCCUCUCAUCCCACAGGACGCCACUUCGCUGGUGAACAUCCUCUCCAAGGUGGACGUGAGUCCUGCAGACCUGCUCAGCGCUCUGUCCAAAGUCCAGAGCCAAACCCAGAGCCUAAAGGGCAUCACUCCUCUCCUGUCCUCAAAUAUUGUCCCAGACCCCUUCACUCCAGGCAAGAUUACUUCCUCUCCCUCACUGUCGUCUGCAGAAUCCUCCCAGAGCACGACUCUCCCUUUUCCAGCACCCGCGCCAAACUCUGCGGCGCAGCAGACCUCUCAGGCAGCCCCCAAAACCGCAAACAAAGCCUCCGCACUCGUCCAAGCGCUGCACAGAAACAUGGAUCUAAGUGCCGAUCCCGAGCCGUCCGUUUCCUCUUCGAGCUUGGAGUCCAAAAUCCACAAGUUCCUGCAGGGGAACCCAGCGUUCAGUGCUUUCGACCAGAGCUUUCCGACAAACCCGGCCGUGGGAGGGGAGGGUCUUAGCCCGGUGGCUGCCACAGACAACCAGGAGGGAACCCCGGUCAGGGACGAGGGAGGAGGGACCCCGACUCAAGAUGAGAUCAUGGACAAGCCGGUGGCGGUCCCGUUCGCUGCCGGCAAGAACCGGUCGUCUGUCGACGAAGCGGCCAAGGCUGCUGUAGCAUUUGAGCGUAGCAUGCAGAAGAACCCCAACGACCCGCAGCAUCCCGCUCACCCGCUGCCGGGCUUGGCUCAGAACGGGCAGGUCUUCCAGCCGUUCCUGUUUGGGAAACAGAAGAUGUUAGAGGGUGGGAUUCCUGCACCGGGCGAACAUUAUCAGCAUGUCGCCAUGCGUCCGGGAGGGCCCGCCUUCGGAGAGGGCGUCCCGGGCAGCGCCGGCGGCUCACAGACACUGGAGGGCUUUCCGCGGGCAAACGAGCAGAGUUGGUUUGGUGACGCUCGCCCCGAGGGGAGCUCCCAGCAGCCUGGCGGCUACAACAUGCUGGGGCCGGGAGUUCGAGAGAACAACACAGCAGGACUGUAUCCCUACCAGACGGAGCAAACCCAGGAGUUUGUCUCCCAGCAGCAGGUCCCUCCUGCAGCAUCCUCUUUCUUCAGAGGCUCGCUUCCUCCUGUACCAAAGCUGCCGCCGCCUCCUCCUGCUUUUGAUCCCCUGGUGACGUCCCCCGUUAGCGGUCCGAUGAACCCCCCGCAGCGGGAGCCUGUGCACAACACAGCCGGCGGGGGCGGGGGAGGAAGAGGCGACAGUCUUGGCGGCAGCGGCGGCGGCAUGGUGGUUCAUGACCAUCAGCAUACGUCGUUGCGUCAUCCCGACGGCCCGUUCCACGACCAGCAGCGCCCGCAGGAACCUCAGGAGUUUCACCCCCACCCGGACGAAAUGCGUUACCACGACGACCCCGGACAGGCAGACGCCCCGUUCCGCUACGAAGAGCCCUACUACAGGCCCGAGGAGCCGUAUUUCAGACCGGGGAGUCCUCCUCAUCCCUACCCUAGAGGCAGAGGCCGCCUCUCCCCCCCGCUCUCGCCCUCAGUGGACCCUUGGUUUGCCCACGAGCAGCACAAUCCCCCUCCUCCUCGUCAGUACGCGCCGAGGCGGCCGCCCCCUCCUCGUCACGAAAUACGCCACCCGGGCCAGCGGGGCCCCCCGCCUCGGCCCCCGCUCCUAGCUCGCCAUCCGCCCCCCAGAGGCCCGCCUCGCCCGCCUUUCCCUCGUUUCAACGGGCCCGACCCGAGGUUCAGAGGGAAACGGCCGGGACCGAGGGGAGGGGGUCCAAUGUUCCCCCCGAAAAGACCCUUCCCGCCCCCGCGGUACUGACAGCUCCGUCUGGAGUUCAGGGGGGACAAAUACCGGCUAGACAGGCGUGUUCAAGUCCACGCUCUGUUGAAGCUGCGCAGAUCCCAGUGGGCAUCGGGGGGGGGGGGGACUUUUAUUCAGACAUGGAAGCUAAUAAACAGACGGAAAGAUUCGGAGGCGAAGAAGACGAAGGAAAAACCGGCAAGAUGCGUAAAGAUCCCGGAGGCUCCGAGAAGGCUGCUGAGCUGCAGAGUGAAGACGGAAGAUUAAAGAAAAUCAGAGGUGGAGAUAUAUAUAUAUCUAUAUAUAAUUUCCUUUUGUGUUGUUUUUUUUUUGCUCCAGAAUGAGUCACUGCAUCAAAUGUUGUGAUGGAGCGUCAGUGUAAUAAAGGUCAGAUUGAAUCAGAGUUCAUGCACAGUCAGCUAGCUGUAGGUCAUCUCCUCGUGUUCCUGUUCCUCCGGUCCCAUCGCCAAAGUUUAUGUAGCCGACGGAUAGCUGAAAAUGUAGACACCGCAACGUUUCUGCUCUAAUUCAGUUUCCUGUCAAGCAGUUUUAACUGCUUAUACCUUCUAAAUCAGUAAUUUACUUGUAGUUUUUUUUUUUUGUGAGAUAUUAAUUUAAGUCCCACUUUGAUAAUUCUGUGUUUCUAGAACAUAUUAUGUUGCUUUUACCAACAACAUAAUUAGUUUUUUUCCCCAUUGUUCAUACCUGGGAAUGUCCUGUUUGUGAAGCCACGCUCGCCCAGCCAGCGCACCAAGACGUCUUCAGUCAUACUUUUACAUCUAAUUUAAGUUUUUCCCACAAGGAGAACGCCGCACAUCCAGAAAGGUGGAGUUGUCAGAUAUAUAUAGAUAUAUUUUUUCUUCUUCAGCGUGCAUCACCAACAGCCCUGAGGAGUCUAUAUCUGCAGGAGGUGAAGAUAUUAAGUUUUAUUUCGUUGUACUGACCAAUAAAAAUCUGAGUUUAAAA
Fundulus heteroclitus (mummichog) is the source of this 4684-nucleotide messenger RNA. It is a transcript of the gene rprd2a, whose product is annotated as regulation of nuclear pre-mRNA domain containing 2a. Gene Ontology annotation, molecular function: RNA polymerase II complex binding. Bases 296 to 3736 code for a protein of 1146 amino acids. Gene Ontology annotation, cellular component: RNA polymerase II, holoenzyme. The transcript has 10 exons. The record is from RefSeq and is a predicted model, not a curated record. Gene Ontology annotation, biological process: mRNA 3'-end processing. NCBI's taxonomy places the organism in Eukaryota, Metazoa, Chordata, Actinopteri, Cyprinodontiformes, Fundulidae.